This is a messenger RNA of Corylus avellana, 1271 nucleotides long. Its product is annotated as YCF36, putative (DUF1230). Lineage: Eukaryota; Viridiplantae; Streptophyta; Magnoliopsida; Fagales; Betulaceae. The record is from RefSeq and is a predicted model, not a curated record.
UCCGCCCCCUCUCUUAAGCUGCUCUGCCGGUCAGCCCCUAUCUGUAUUACCUUUUCACCUUCCUCCAACUCUUCAAGAAAGUUUAUGGCACAUUAAGGAAAACAGACCUCACACCCACCAUGUGGUAACCUUAAUUAAAUCAAACAUUAAAAGAAGCAAUUAAAAAAAAUCAAACUAAAAAGGAAGAUAUUUCAUUUGGAAUGGAUAGAGCAAGUGAAGUGACAAAGUGAGCAAACAGGAAAAAAAAAAAAAAAAACAGCAAGGCAUGGCCACAGCCCUUCACCCAUCACCAAAACCACUCCAACUAAGCCUCUUCUUUCCCUCCACAACCAACUUCCUUUCACCGAUCCUUCCAAGUCUCCACCACAGCCACCGCCACCGCCACCACAGCCUCAAAAGCUCAAUUCCAAAAAUACCCUUCUCAUCAUCCUUCAGAAAUGGAAGCAACACCCCACCAGGAACAGAGUGCCCUGUUCCACAAGACCAGCAGCCCAUAAACGAGUACCAAACCCUCUCGACCUCCUUCCCGUUCUCGUGGGCCGCCGGUGACAUUGUCGAAUACGGUUCCAGAUUGUUCGUCACCGGCGCUUCUUUUGCAAUCUUAAUCGGCCUCCCCGUGGCCUGGUUCGGCGCCGUGGGGCCCGACCAAGAGCCUUUUAAGCGGAUUAUCUGCUCUGUUUCAAGUGGGGUUUUGGUGGUGACUCUUGCCGUUGUGAGGAUGUACCUGGGUUGGGCUUAUGUGGGGAAUCGACUGCUUAGUGCCACAGUUGAAUAUGAAGAGACAGGCUGGUAUGAUGGCCAGAUAUGGGUGAAAACUGCUGAAGUUUUGGCACGUGACAGGCUCCUUGGUUCAUUUUCUGUGAAGCCUGUGCUGAGCAGAUUAAAAUUUACUCUUGUGAUUCUUGCUGCAUCAUUAUUUGUAUGUGUUCUUCUCCUCAUUAACAUUGAUGGAGGCCAAAAGUUGUCCAAUAUCACAUCAGAAAUUGGAGUAAUACCUGGAGUUUACAAUGAUGAGUCUGCAAGAGCAUUCGAGCCAGAUGCAUUCUGUGGUGAACCUGGUCUUCCCUAAUAGUCAGCCUGAAGCUGCUUUCAAUUACUAUAUAAUAAAUAUUAUUUAGUGUAUAGGCAGAAGCAUGACUUCAAAUCCCAUAUUGUACAGUUCUUCAUAUUGCUAUAGAUAUAUGCGUUCUCAUGUAAUUACUGUGAAAGCAAAAUUGAAUAGAUUAUAUUUCGCCUGGAGCUAUAUCAAGUAUAACAUUUUGAGAGGCUAA